GUGGUAUUGAGCCGGGACGCAACUGAAAACCUAGAGCCGACCAUUCUGUCCAAGCACGACCAGAUUUUUCGUAAGAAAAAAAGCAACGAAAAGCUUAAUAAGUUAACGAACGAGCGUAGUUUGAGACAAGGAAAGCCAAAUCUGGAAUCGACGGCGACGGGAAUCGAGUGCCACUGGUUGUGGACUUAGAUUCUAAAUUAAGACAUAAUUCUUCUUCAAAAUCAAAUUACAUGGAAUAAGAGGAGUGGAAUUGAGUUUGGAGAAGCAAAAAUGGGUUCUGAUGCAGAGAAGAUGCAGAGCUGGGCGAGUGUGGUGGCCACCUUCCUGGCCGUGGCUGUAGGUGUUUCGUUCGUCAGCGUAUAUGUAGCAACAAAUCAAUACGGUAAUGACGUGCCCUGGGGUUUGUCUCGGCGGAGGAAGAAGAAGCCCGUGCGUGUCUACAUGGACGGCUGCUUCGACAUGAUGCAUUACGGCCACUGCAAUGCUCUCCGGCAAGCACGUGCUCUCGGCGACCAUUUGGUGGUAGGCGUUGUCAGCGACGCUGAAAUCAUCGCCAACAAGGGGCCCCCGGUUACCCCUCUCCACGAGAGAUUGAUCAUGGUUCGUGCUGUCAAGUGGGUGGACGAGGUCGUUGAGGAUGCACCUUAUGCCAUUACCGAAGAUUUCAUGAAGAAAUUGUUCGGCGAAUACGACAUCGAUUACAUCCUUCACGGGGACGAUCCUUGUGUUCUCCCGGAUGGAAGUGACGCUUAUGCCCUUGCCAAGAAGGUUGGUCGCUACAAGCAGAUUAAGCGCACUGAAGGAGUAUCUAGCACCGACAUCGUCGGUCGUAUGCUUCUAUGUGUGAGAGAGAGAUCGAUUAUUGAGAAACACAAUCAUUCUUCCCUGCAAAGACAGUUCAGCCACGGUCACGGCCAGAAAUUUGAAGUUGGUGGAUCUGGUAGUGGAACUCGUGUUUCCCAUUUUCUUCCAACAUCCUGCAGAAUUGUUCAAUUUUCCAAUGGAAAGGGCCCAGGACCAGAUGCGCGCAUUGUCUAUAUAGAUGGUGCAUUUGAUCUUUUCCAUGCUGGACAUGUUGAGAUUCUUAGAGUUGCUCGAGGGCUGGGAGAUUUUCUUCUUGUUGGGAUACACAAUGAUCAGACUGUCAGCUCUAAACGUGGAGCACACCGCCCCAUAAUGAAUCUGCACGAAAGAAGCUUGAGUGUUUUGGCUUGUCGCUAUGUAGAUGAGGUGAUAAUUGGUGCUCCACGGGAAGUGUCUAAAGACGUGAUCACAACAUUUGACAUCUCCCUUGUUGUUCAUGGAACCGUAGCAGAGGGCAAUGACUUUCUGGAGGAAAAAGAUAAUCCAUAUGCUGUUCCAAUUAGUAUGGGUAUCUUUAGAGUUCUGGAGAGCCCUUUGGAUAUUACAACUUCCACCAUAAUUAAGAGGAUUGUCGCAAAUCACGAGGCAUACGAGAAACGUAAUGAGAAGAAGGCGGCCAGUGAGAAAAAGUAUUAUGAAGAGAAAACUUUCGUGUCUGGUGAUUGAUUGAUGUCGGGUCAUCUCGGCACACAUACAAGGCACAUUUUGUCUAGCUAUUAUUUAUUGCCAUAGAUGAUAGAACUAACAUUUGUAGUUUACUUUGUGAGAGCAUUUGGACUGAGAUUCCCCUUGCAGACCUGCUGAUUCCAUUGAGAAGACACUCAGCAUAUUUCCUAGGGUUUGCAAUUUUGCGUGUACUUGCUGUAAUGCGAAUGCAGUUUUUUCUUCCCACCUUUUUGCAGGAUAGAUUUUUGAAGAGAAGGAAAACAGUAUUCCUAUGGUGAUUCUUUUUUCCCCCUCCCUUUCUUAAAGGCGCAGGUUUCCAUUUGGAGUUGAUGUUUGAAUGGAUUGACCAUAGUUCCGGAUAUACAUAUUUUUUCAUUAAUGACUCUUUCUUGCGAGCAUU
Messenger RNA from Tripterygium wilfordii, 1930 nucleotides. RefSeq names its product ethanolamine-phosphate cytidylyltransferase-like. Gene Ontology annotation, cellular component: cytoplasm. NCBI's taxonomy places the organism in Eukaryota, Viridiplantae, Streptophyta, Magnoliopsida, Celastrales, Celastraceae. The coding region runs from base 271 to 1530 and encodes 419 amino acids. The transcript has 8 exons. Gene Ontology annotation, molecular function: ethanolamine-phosphate cytidylyltransferase activity. The record is from RefSeq and is a predicted model, not a curated record. Gene Ontology annotation, biological process: phosphatidylethanolamine biosynthetic process.